AUGGUUGAGCGUUGGCACCGCACCCUCAAGGCAGCAAUUGUAUGCAAGGACACAACCAGGUGGAGCGAACAUUUACCACUUAUCCUGCUAGGCCUACGGACUACCUUCAAGAGUGACAUCCAAGCAUCACCCGCCGAAUUGGUGUACGGAACUACGCUGAGGAUUCCCGCCGAGUUCCUAGUUGAAGAGUCCCGGUCAGCUACAGCUGAUCAAUCGGACUUUGCCAGGACGCUCCGGGAAGGGAUGAGCCACAUUCGCCCGCCAAAUACCUCGUGGCACGCGGACAAACCUACCUUCAUCCAUGCCGACUUAAGCAAGUGUAGCCACGUAUUCAUACGUAACGACACCGUCCGCCCUGCACUAACCACACCAUACCAUGGUCCGUACCCGGUAAUUAAUCGUAAAUCGAAGUCUUUUCAGGUUCGACUCAACGAUCGACCUUCAUGGGUCUCCGUGGAUCGCCUGAAACCGGCGUAUAUCGCCAACGAUUUGAGUAGCACUCCGCAACCUACCAACUUCCAACGGGACUCUUCGCCCUUACCGAUGCUACAACAGAAGACCACACCCAAUGCGGCAGCGACUCCAGCCACAGAGCAGAAAACAUCGACCGUUGUUACCAGAUCGCAACGGAAGGUCAUCAUCCCUGCGCGAUACCGGUAA
Anopheles coustani is the source of this 660-nucleotide messenger RNA. RefSeq lists its product as uncharacterized. NCBI's taxonomy places the organism in Eukaryota, Metazoa, Arthropoda, Insecta, Diptera, Culicidae. Gene Ontology annotation, molecular function: nucleic acid binding. The transcript has a single exon. The record is from RefSeq and is a predicted model, not a curated record. The coding region runs from base 1 to 660 and encodes 219 amino acids.